Molecule: messenger RNA, 441 nt
Organism: Eruca vesicaria subsp. sativa (arugula)
Lineage: Eukaryota; Viridiplantae; Streptophyta; Magnoliopsida; Brassicales; Brassicaceae
Source: the annotation of a GenBank genome assembly
AUGGGUAGUGAAGAUGAAUCAAUAGAGCAGAAGUCUGCUGCGCGUAAAGAGGCGCUUAAAGCUUUAAGGAUGGCUCAGGAACUUUCUGAGAGUAAGGAAGAGGGAGAGGAAGGUGAUGCUGCUGUUGAAGAAGAUGGUCCAGCCAUGAAGUUUAGAAAUUAUGUUCCCCAAGCUAAGGAGCUUCAGGAUAGUAAAGUUGUACCACCAGAGCUACCCAAAUUCGAAGAUCCAGUUGCUGCACUUCCACCUGCUGUGGAGAAGAAAGAGGACCCAUUUGUCAACAUUGCUCCAAAGAAACCCAACUGGGACCUUCGAAGAGAUGUCCAGAAGAAGCUUGACAAGCUCGAAAGGCGGACUCAAAAGGCAAUGCAUAAACUCUUCGACGAGCUUAAGGAAGAACGUGAGAUGGCCGAAACUGAUGAAAACGCAAUAGAAAGCUAA